UUCUGAGCACUCCUGCAUCAGAGAUCAGAGCAAGCACUAGAAAGACUUUUUUUUUAAAAAUCAACAACAACAACCUGAAAAUGAACGGGCAGCCUUCACCUGUCUUUGAGGAAAAGAAACCUUCCCUCCCCGUGGCUGGGAGCUCCAUCUCGGCUACCAAGGAUUCCCCGACCCUGCCGGAGUCCUCCUCCACAGACAUGGGCUUCUACAGCAGCCAGAGUGCGCUCCACGGCUCGCAGGAUUUCUACUCGGCGCAGCAGUCGUACUCUGCUCAACACAUGAACCCGUACGCGUACCACCACUACAACCUGAACGGGAUGGGUGCCGGCGGCGCGUAUUCCGUUGGUAAGGCCGAGUACCCGUACCCGCAUGCGGCGUACAGAGAGCACGGUGCGUUCAGCAGAGAGGUGCAGUCAACGCUCCAGGACAGUGUGAAAGAAGAACCAGACGUGGAAGUCCGGAUGGUCAACGGGAAGCCCAAGAAGGUGCGCAAGCCCCGGACCAUCUAUUCCAGCUACCAGCUGGCUGUCCUGCAGAGGAGAUUCCAGUCAGCCCAGUACCUGGCCCUGCCGGAGCGGGCCGAGCUGGCUGCCCAGCUGGGCCUCACGCAGACGCAGGUCAAAAUCUGGUUCCAGAACCGUCGCUCCAAGUUCAAGAAGCUCUACAAGAACGGAGAGUUUCCACUCGGGGAGAUUCCUCUGGAGCACAGUCCAGACGCCAGCGAUUCCAUGGCCUGCAACUCUCCCCCGUCGCCAACUGCGUGGGAAAACAACAGCAACGGCAACAACAACAACAACGACAACAACAGCAGCAGCAGCAACAGCAACAACACAAACGGCAGCGGCAACAUCAAGAGCAAUGCCAUGCUGGAUCCUGCCAGCAGGGGGCAGGCUCCCUAUCCGCCGCCGGCGCCGGUGGUGGAGUCCUCGACCUCCUUCAUGGGGGAGUACACGCACCAGAACUGGUACCAGCAGCAGGGCGUGCAUUUAGGCCUGCCGCAGUCGGGCCAAACGCACCACGCAACAGCGAACGCGCCGUCGGCCACACAGAGCAUGGGAGCCGUCUACUGACGCACAAACUCUGAACAGCGCUUCCACCGGAGCCUCAAACACCAGGUGAUGAUUCGGAGCUCUGCUGUGACCAGAAACACCUGACAGCGAUCAUCAGACACGAGUCAUGACUGUAAAAAACCUGACACACAUGUUGUAAAACAGGCUACAAAUGUGGAUUGAAAACAAAUGUCGUCCUCAGUUACCCUCGCUGCUCCCGGGUUGAACUCGUAACCAGGCGGAGAUUUGGGUGAUUGAAGUGGAUUUUUUUUUUUUUUCCCAGAGACUGAUAU
Messenger RNA from Stegastes partitus (bicolor damselfish), 1342 nucleotides. Its product is annotated as distal-less-like protein DLX-3. The transcript has 3 exons. Lineage: Eukaryota; Metazoa; Chordata; Actinopteri; Pomacentridae. Gene Ontology annotation, molecular function: DNA-binding transcription factor activity, RNA polymerase II-specific; RNA polymerase II cis-regulatory region sequence-specific DNA binding. The record is from RefSeq and is a predicted model, not a curated record. The coding region runs from base 81 to 1070 and encodes 329 amino acids. Gene Ontology annotation, biological process: embryo development; regulation of transcription by RNA polymerase II; epithelial cell differentiation.